Panicum hallii is the source of this 975-nucleotide messenger RNA. RefSeq names its product putative glycine-rich cell wall structural protein 1. The transcript has a single exon. The record is from RefSeq and is a predicted model, not a curated record. Bases 33 to 578 code for a protein of 181 amino acids. Lineage: Eukaryota; Viridiplantae; Streptophyta; Magnoliopsida; Poales; Poaceae.
AGCAGUGCGCACUACUAGCUUAUUAGCUAGCCAUGGCGAAGAAGAAAGCCGCCGUGGUCGCUACGCUCCUGGCCCUCAACCUCCUCUUCUUCGCCUUCGCCGACGCCUGCGGCUGCAAGUGCGGCGCCUGCCCUAGUCCAGGCGGUGGCGGGGGAGGAGGCAGUGGGGGGGGUGGUGGAUCUGGCGGCAGCGGCGGCGGCGGAGGCAGCAGUGGAGGCGGCAGCGGCGGGGGUGGAAGCGGCGGCGGAGGCGGAGGGGGAGGCAGCGGCGGCGGCGGCGGAGGAGGAGGCGGCGGCGGCGGAGGCACCGGCGGACGCGGUCGUUGCCCCAUCGACGCUCUGAAGCUUGGCGUGUGCGCGAACGUGCUGAGCGGUCUGAUCAACGUGACCCUGGGGACGCCGCCGCGGACGCCGUGCUGCACGCUGAUCCAGGGGCUGGCGGACCUGGAGGCGGCGGUGUGCCUGUGCACGGCGCUGCGGGCCAACGUGCUGGGCAUCACCCUCAACCUGCCUGUCAACCUCAGCCUCCUCGUCAACUACUGCGGCAGGCGCGUCCCAUCGGGAUUCCAGUGCGCCUAGCCUAGCUCAUCUAUCGAUCCCUGCCUGCCUGCCUGCCUGCCUGCAGAUCCCAAGCCUAUUAGCUGAAACUCCUACAUAUAUACUACCAUGCAUGCAUGUGUGUGUGUGUGUGUUCAAUAAUCCAACAUAUAUAUAUAUAUAUAUAUAUAUAUAUAGCUAAUGUAAUUUGCGAGUGAGUGUUUACUUUAUUUAUCCAUGCAUCAUGCAUGCUUGCUUGCAUGACAACCAUAUCAUCACAUGUAUGUAUGCAGUACGUCGUCUUUGCUUUGUGUGUGAUCACCAAUGCAAUAUUAUUAUUAUUAUCUAUCCAUGCUAGUUAGCUGGCUGGCUAGCGAUGAAAUAAUAAUAAUAAUAAUAAUAAAAUAAUAGAUUAUUUUGGUGGCCACAGCCACUCCUA